Messenger RNA from Colletotrichum phormii, 465 nucleotides. RefSeq lists its product as uncharacterized. Lineage: Eukaryota; Fungi; Ascomycota; Sordariomycetes; Glomerellales; Glomerellaceae. The record is from RefSeq and is a predicted model, not a curated record. Bases 1 to 465 code for a protein of 154 amino acids. The transcript has 3 exons.
AUGGCCUCCCACAAUGGUACAUGGCGUUCUGCUCGAUAUUCUCGGCCCUUCUCCAGAGUCAAGCGCUGUCACAUGAGAAGAGGUUUAGAAAACAGUAACCUGCUCCGUUCGGCGCGUCACUUUCACUUUGAGAAGGUUAAUGUACCACUUCGCCAUCAGCGACGGCCCUCGGCACGUCAGGCGGAGGGGAUAUCCCGUCCAUCGAGCCCGAAUGUAUCCAGGAUCCGUCUGACGAUGCCGGCGGUUUACAUGCCCCUUGCAGGAAUCAUGUCCGCUAUCAACCCGCCAGGACAGGCCCGUGAGAAGUACCUUUGUCGCAUCGCUACCAAGUCCGACUACGACUACGAGUCUACGAGGGUUGUCGACGACCAGACAUCAGCUGCGCGCAAGAGCUCGUGCAGGAAACGGCCCCAGCUGGACAUCAAGUUACUGGACCGCAUGCAACCGCUGGAUCGCCGUACCUGA